This is a messenger RNA of Geodia barretti, 1524 nucleotides long. Lineage: Eukaryota; Metazoa; Porifera; Demospongiae; Tetractinellida; Geodiidae. The record is from the annotation of a GenBank genome assembly.
AUGGUCGCAUCACGCGGAAUUGUCUAUUUGGUUGGCGCUGGCCCGGGUGAUCCGGGCUUGCUGACCGUCAAAGGAGCACGGGUGUUGGCCUCCGCCGACGUCGUGGUGUACGACCGACUCCUGGAUCCCUCCUUGUUGGCACUCUCCAAAGCGACGUCCCGGCAUAUUUUUGUGGGGAAAGAGCGGGGUAGACAGGCGUUAUCGCAAUCGGAGAUCAACGAACUCCUGGUCGCAGAAGGAUCCGCCGGGAACGAGGUUGUGCGGUUGAAAGGUGGUGAUCCCUUCGUGUUCGGUCGCGGCGGCGAAGAGGCCAUCGCACUCGCCGGCGCCGGUGUUCCUUUCGAGGUCGUGCCUGGUGUAACGUCCGCAGUAGCCGCUGCAGCUUACGCCGGGAUACCUGUGACGCACCGGGGCAUAGCCACGUCGUUUACAGUGGUUACGGGCAGCGAAGACCCAACCAAGACCGAAACCAAUACCCCCUGGGCUGCAUUGGCAAAAACCGGCGGCACCCUGGUGGUGUUGAUGGGGUGGGCGGCCCUGCCCGGCAUCCUGUCCACGUUGCGAGACAACGGUAUGAGCGCCGAGACUCCGGUCGCCCUGGUUCAAUGGGGAACCUGGCAGCGUCAACGCACCGUAACCGGCACCCUGGCGAACAUCGUGGAGCGCGGCAAACAGGCUGGGAUGGCGGCCCCGGUGAUCGCGGUAAUCGGGGAGGUUGCCAGCCUGCGCGACAACGUUGGGUGGUUCGACCGCCGGCCCCUUUGGGGCAAACGGGUGCUAGUUACCAGGUCACGAACCCAAACUUCCCGCUUCGUUGAAACACUAUCGCAGCUGGGUGCAGACCCGAUUGAACUUCCUUCCAUCGAAAUAGGCCCGCUGGAAGAUUACGCCGAGCUGGACCAACUGCUGAAGGAGACUGCCGGCGUUACCGGUCGCUGGAUAAUUUUUGCCAGCACCAACGCGGUCGAACACGUUUGGGACCGGUUGAAAGCGCUGAAUUACGACGCCCGCUACUUCGCGGGGUCCACGAUCGCGGCCAUAGGCCCAGCAACUUCGGAUGCCCUGGUUGCCCGUGGCAUCCAGCCCGAUUUUGUCCCUCACCGGUCGGUGUCAGAGGACGUGGUCACCGAACUGUCCGGCCGCGACUGGAACGACCGGCUGGUGUUGUUGCCGGGUUCUGCCAUCGGCAGGGAUGCUCUGGCCAGUGGAUUGGCCGAGCUGGGCGCCAAUGUCCGCCGCGUCGCCGCAUAUCGGAACGUGCGCCCUGCCGGCAUAGAACAGAAGGCCGCGGACGUCCUGCGCAACGGCGUUGAUGUGGUAACCUUCACGAGUUCCUCGACGGUACGCAACCUGGUGGAAAUCAUUGGCGAAAACCGGCCCUUGCUGGACAAUUGCCUGGUGGCCUGUAUCGGCCCGAUUACCGCCGCAACCGCCGUCGAACUGGGAUUGAACGUAAACGUCGUCGCUGACGAGGCCACCGUCGAAGGACUGGCCGACGCGCUGGUAAAAUUCUACGCGGCCUAA